Parastagonospora nodorum SN15 is the source of this 1935-nucleotide messenger RNA. RefSeq lists its product as hypothetical. NCBI's taxonomy places the organism in Eukaryota, Fungi, Ascomycota, Dothideomycetes, Pleosporales, Phaeosphaeriaceae. The transcript is spliced from 2 exons. The record is from RefSeq and is a predicted model, not a curated record. The coding region runs from base 1 to 1935 and encodes 644 amino acids.
AUGCCGCCAACCCCGCUUCGAAUCGCGCAGACGACUAGCGAAGUGAAGAAGCAGCACAAACAGAAUGGACCGCGUCUGCCCGAGCGACAGAUGAAGCAGCUCGAACGCGGCCACGAGCUGGAUGUGCGCGCAGCCCGCCUGCGCGACGCUGAAAAGAAUCGCAAAGCCGCCAAGAAGAAGCGCGAAGAGCGCGAGGACAAGGAGAAAGCUGCCCGCAAGCAAAUGGGGGUGGGGCUGGCGACACAGCUGAUCGGUUACAGCCACACACAGGCGCAGUUAAAGAACGGCAUGGAGGCCUUCUUAGGCGGAAUCUGGAAUCUCACCCGAACGCUUGAGGCUAUUGCGCAGACGGUGGAGAAGGAGCCGUGGGACGACGAUGACGAUGACCAAGACGCCGACAUUGGCCCCGACCUGCCAACCGUUGAGGCGACGCUACUGGAGCAGUUUGUCGACGAUGACCUGGAUGACGACACGCUGCUCGAGGCCCAUGACCUCCUGAUGUCUGACCCUCUUGAACAGCCUCCCGCACACGUGCAGCACCCACAACCCUCACUCGCGCCCCCACCCCCACCACCUCCUGCCCCGCCCCAUCCGACGCCGACCAAAGACGAUGCCGACUUUGCACGUCUGCACGGUCCUAUAAACAAAGCCAUUGAGAAUAUCUUGGACCAGCUGCCGGAGCCGCUUAUCGAACUGCUCUCGCAGGACGUUUCGCUGAGGCUGCCGGAAUGGGACCCUACGCCUGGUCUCCUCCAUAAGCUCAACUCUGUUGGCCUACCACCCCAUCGGCUGCGAGUCAAAGUGGGCAGUGUUGUCAGUCUUCUGCGGGACCUCAACACGAGCAGUCAGCUCUCCAAGAGCCAACACCUCCGUAUCCUCCGCGCCGAGAACGAGCGCUUAGAGUGUGUCGUGUUAGACGGCCAGCUCGAAGGCACCAAAGCACUGCUUACUCGGGUCCCUUUCCCUGCCAAGUAUAGAAACGAAAGUCAGUACACGUUCCAGCGUUUGCAGUUUCCCGUCCGCGUCUCUACCGACUAUACAUACCGAAAUCUUCCCCUCGACACGCCCUCGUCAGGCUUUAAGCUACCCACGGUGCCAGGACAUAUGCGUUCUUCCAGCUUGUCUAAGAAAGCAAGCAUCUGUAUACCAACGGCCAGGCCACAGGUCAACACGAACCCAACGUUCAAGCUUCCAGCUUUGCCAGCUUCCAACAAGUCCCUAUCUGAUAUCUCGCAGCCCAAGCCGAAUCAGGAGCCAGUACUGUCUCCGAUACCAUCACUGGGUGAUUGUUGGGACGACUUCCUUGAUAGUGGCACUCAGAUUGCGCGCGAGUUGUCACAGGCGCCCGUGCCGUCCAUUCAACCACCUUCCAUAACGGAAAGCCUUCCACCACUCUCUACGCAAGACUUCGAUUUCUCUAUUGAUGACCUCGACGACACCCCUGGUUCAGCUCCCGCAAAUUUCACAGCUCCAACUCCGACCCGUGGCUUGGUCAGAACUACAUCCUUGCCCACAGUGACGAAGCCAUCGUUCAGCCGCCUGCCUCCUGCCCAGAGUGCUGGGGGCACCACCCAUGCAGCGCCGCCAUCACGAAGAAGUGGUAUUGUACUGUCGCGCAAGACAAAGCCACUGCCCCAGCAACCCAUCGUACCUGUACUCCGACGCGAAGACAUCUCACCAUCGCAACGACCAGACUCUGUGUCUGACCGUCCAGGCCUGUUCAAGAGGAAAGCACGCACAACGCUCUCUUCGUCGAAAAACCAGAUAAAGCGACGAUGUGCGGUGGCGGCACGACCAGCAGCCGGUCCCAACCCACCUAUCCGGCAUACUACGGUUGGUGCCUUUAGCGAUUUCGGAAUCUCGACGCAAGAAGUGGCUUCUUUCUUCUCCGAUGAUGAUGACAUGUUUUCUGGCUCACCACCUAUCGCCGUAUGA